GGAUGACUUCAUGAGGCCGGAGCCGGGCGGCGGGAGCAGCUGCUGCAGCUGGCAGGUGGGUUGGGGGCCGGCGGAGCUGACCGGGCACACGGCCCCUCGCGGCGGCACUGCGGCCCCAGGGCGCCGCCCGGGACAGGUGCUGACUCGAUCCGGAGAAGUUUCCUGAGUUUCUGGAAAGGCCUGGUUUUCCCAAAGGAGCAACUUCUCUGAAGAAGUCUGAGGUCUGAUCCAAGAAAAAAAAAGAUUCCAUUAUAGCCAAUUAAUUAAGGACAGAAGGUUUCCAAUCAGUCCCUGCUAUGUGGAUAUUUGUUAGCAAUGACUGAUGUGGAAACUACAUAUGCAGAUUUUAUUGCUUCAGGAAGAACAGGUAGAAGAAAUGCAAUACAUGAUAUCCUGGUUUCCUCUGCAAGCGGCAAUAGCAAUGAAUUAGCCUUGAAAUUAGCAGGUCUUGAUAUCAACAAGACAGAAGGUGAAGAAGAUGGACAGCGAAAUUCGACAGAGCAAAGUGGGGAAACCCAGGGGGAAGCAGCAAAAUCUGAAAGCUAACACCCCACUUUGAUCUUCAACAGCAUCUGACAAUGUCUCAAAUCUCUAGGCCUGGCUGGAAUACAUUUGUUUCCAAGAGUAAAAAGGGGAAAAAGAAAAUGGUUGUGUUGCAUUGUAGGAAACUGUUCGUUAUCAUGUUAAAAAUGGGGGCAGAGGCUGUGGGUGCAGACAGACUUUUCUCUACCUCUGUCAUUAGCAAUGGUUGACAGCAUGUGGCUUGUGUUUGGAUGUCAUUUUUGUAUGGGUCCUUUCACUUGACCAUAUGAUGAAAUGCUUGCAGAAAGUAGCACCGACCUAGAUGACGAUUCUUCCUGUAGCAUCUGGCCCUUCACAAUGUCAGAGGAUUUAAUUGUGUCUAUUUGCAAUGGGUUGGUUGAGCCCCAGAGUUUAAAUAUCUCUGGUCCAAGUAUUUACCCAGUAAAAGAACCAUCCAGAAA
This is a messenger RNA of Manis javanica (Malayan pangolin), 983 nucleotides long. RefSeq names its product cAMP-dependent protein kinase inhibitor alpha (gene PKIA). The record is from RefSeq and is a predicted model, not a curated record. Gene Ontology annotation, molecular function: cAMP-dependent protein kinase inhibitor activity. Gene Ontology annotation, biological process: negative regulation of protein kinase activity. NCBI's taxonomy places the organism in Eukaryota, Metazoa, Chordata, Mammalia, Pholidota, Manidae.